Messenger RNA from Solanum tuberosum (potato), 577 nucleotides. RefSeq names its product 40S ribosomal protein S15a-1-like. Gene Ontology annotation, biological process: translation. Lineage: Eukaryota; Viridiplantae; Streptophyta; Magnoliopsida; Solanales; Solanaceae. Bases 91 to 435 code for a protein of 114 amino acids. The record is from RefSeq and is a predicted model, not a curated record. Gene Ontology annotation, cellular component: ribosome. Gene Ontology annotation, molecular function: structural constituent of ribosome. The transcript has a single exon.
ACCCAAUUUUAUUUUUUUCCUCUUUGCUCCUCCGCAGCAACAACUCUUGUGAUCUCUUUCUCUACCGAAUCAAAGCUUAGAUAAGAAAAGAUGGUCAGAGUUAGUGUGCUGAAUGAUGCUCUCAAAAACAUGUACAAUGCUGAAAAGAGGGGAAAGCGUCAGGUCAUGAUUAGACCUUCAUCAAAAGUCAUCAUCAAGUUCCUCAUUGUUAUGCAGAAGCAUGGUUACAUCGGAGAAUUUGAGUACGUCGAUGAUCAUAGGUCCGGAAAGAUUGUUGUCGAACUGAAUGGAAGGCUAAACAAGUGUGGUGUCAUUAGUCCUCGCUUUGAUGUUGGAGUCAAGGAGAUUGAGCUGACUACCUCAGCUGGUAUCAUGGACCACGAAGAGGCUAGGAGAAAGAAUGUUGGUGGAAAAGUUCUUGGUUUCUUUUAUUGAGUCAUGUUGAAAAGGAUGAAAACUUUGGUUUUGCUGUUUGUUGGCUCGUUGUAACCGACCUUUUUCUGUUUUUCUCUUUACCAUCAAAUUUAGUAGAGAUUUUUUUGAAAAUUUUGAGACAAUUAUCAGAUUUUGUUGAAAA